Messenger RNA from Sinocyclocheilus anshuiensis, 1460 nucleotides. Its product is annotated as CAP-Gly domain-containing linker protein 4-like. NCBI's taxonomy places the organism in Eukaryota, Metazoa, Chordata, Actinopteri, Cypriniformes, Cyprinidae. The record is from RefSeq and is a predicted model, not a curated record. Gene Ontology annotation, cellular component: nucleus; microtubule plus-end; cell cortex. The annotation marks the transcript as partial. The transcript is spliced from 14 exons. Gene Ontology annotation, molecular function: microtubule plus-end binding. Gene Ontology annotation, biological process: cytoplasmic microtubule organization.
AUGGAAAGUCACCGAGAGCCUCAUUUGAUUGGCUACAAGAAGGUGGUGGACCCGUCCUCCCCCUCACACUUGCAAAACUCAAUUCUGAAAAGAGGCUGUGGUGUCAAUGACAGAGAUGGUCUCACUGACAUGACUUUGCUGCACUACUGCUGCAAGGCAGGAGCUCCAGGAAUAGGUGAGCAUAGUGCGGCCUGUUUCGCCCGUCAGCUGUUGUCGCUGGGAGCCGAGCCGUCCUUACUUAGCCGCUGGACCAACAUGAACGCUCUCCACUACGCUGCAUAUUUCGACGUCCCUCCUCUCAUCCGAGUGGUUCUGCAGGGGGCAAAACCUAGGAUAGUGGAUGCGACCUGCAGUGAUUUUGACUUCGGCACUGCGCUGCACAUCGCCGCCUCAAACCUGUGUACCUCUGUAGUGAAGUGUCUGCUGGAGCUGGGAGCCAACCCCGCUUUUAGGAAUGAUAAGGGCCAGUGUCCGGAUGAUGUUGUUCCAGAGCCUCUAGACAUGCAUCUUGAAAUAGCUGAUGCCGCGGUCCAGGCUAAAGAGUUGCGCUCAUUGCUGCAGGAGGUCCUCCCGAGGCUCGACUCUCCCCUCCCUCUCCUGCCUCCAGGUCUCCUCUCGGACAAAGCUCGUGCCCAGCUUUCAAGUAUGGGACUUCACAUUGGAGACAAAGUUAUCAUCGCUGGUCAGAAGGUCGGGACUCUGCGGUUCUGUGGCAGUACAGAGUUUGCUGGUGAGCUUUGGGCUGGAGUGGAGCUUCACCAACCAGUGGGCAAGAAUGAUGGAUCGGUAGCUGGCGUCCAGUACUUCAGCUGCCCAAAUAAACAUGGAAUCUUCGCCCCCCUUUCUAAAGUCAGCAAGCUCUCGGAACGCCGGAAAAACAGUCCCCGCCAGCCCACCGCUCCUGUCCCCCACCCUAGACGGAUUGAUUUGGCACGGGUCACAUCCAAGGUCAACACAGGUCUUCUUUCACGCAGUUGUUCCACCUCCUCUUCCUUUUUGGACUCCAGACAAAUCUACUCCUCCCCCUCCUGUUCCCUCACUGCCACCCCACACUCUGGAAUUGCUCGCAGCAGGACCCCUUCAGCCAGCAGCACAGCACAAGAGAGCUUAGAGGUGCAUUUGGGGGAGCGUGUACUGGUGGUGGGACAAAGGACAGGGGUAGUCCGAUAUUACGGCAAGACCAGUUUUGCUCCAGGAUUUUGGUUGGGGAUUGAGUUGGACAAGCCGAGCGGAAAGAAUGACGGAUCAGUUGGAGGAGUACAAUACUUCAGCUGUCCUCCUAAACACGGAGUCUUCGCCCCACUCUCACGAGUUCAGAGGAUUCAUGGCUCAGUGGACUGUCUGUCAGAGCUGUCCUCGUCUCGGAUGAACUAUUCCUUCACAGGAAUUCGACGCACUCUCAGCACUUCCUCAGCCAUCGCCACGCAGAGAGAACCAAGCCGCAAAAGUCAAGCAAGCAG